AUGUUUGACUGGGAACAAGAUUUAAUUCAACAUCAAGAAAUACAUGAUGGAAUUUAUGGAAGAUAUAUAGAUGAUAUAUUUAUGACAACAAAUCAAACCACCGAAGAAAUCAAUGUUAAACUUGAAGAAGCGGAAAACAAAGAUAUCAAUAUAAAAAUUCAAUCUACUAUAAGUACAUCUGUUCAUUUUCUUGAUUUCACUAUCACAAAUGAAAAUGGACAAUUAAGAACUUCUAUUUAUCAUAAACCAACCACUGAACCUUACAUUUUACCAUAUACAUCUGAUCAUCCACAUCAUAUUCAUCGAAAUAUUCCAUAUGAAGCAUUACUACGUUCUGCCCGAAUCUGUUCAAAUGUCGAUGAUUUCAACUCAGAACGUAUUCGAAUUGACAUGUCAUUACUGUUGAACAAAUAUCCAUCAAACUUUAUAUCCAAACGAUUCAACCGAUUCUUUCGUUUAAGCAAUGCAAUGCCUGUAUUAAUUGAACUGGACGAAAAUGUUUACCAUCAUUUACAUCAUACUUUGUUACAUCAACCUACACGUCGUGAGAAGAAACUUAACACCAUGAUACAAAAUCCAAUUGAAAAACCAUUGAUAUUGCAACCAAAAAUAUGGAACCAAGAAUUGAUGUAUCCACGCUAUAUAUUUGAUACUAAUUUUACCAGCAACUUUCCAAAACAAUUUUACAAAUGGUGGAAAACCUAUUACGCAUUUCCUGGCUCACCGCUUCAAACCAUAAAAGUAACCAUGGUGACCAACACUAAUCGUACUUUGGAAAGUUUCUUCAUUCAAAAGAAACCUCCCCGAGACAUUUUAACGAAAAUGGAAGGAGCAUGA
Messenger RNA from Rotaria sp. Silwood2, 837 nucleotides. The record is from the annotation of a GenBank genome assembly. NCBI's taxonomy places the organism in Eukaryota, Metazoa, Rotifera, Eurotatoria, Philodinida, Philodinidae.